AAAGCAGUCCUUAACAGUGUUGAAGUAAAAGACUUUGACUUUGGAAACCUUGCAGACCAUUUGUGGAUUUUGUUUAUAGCCAUUGGGGUGCUAUUUUUAGUGGCAUCUCUCGUAGGCUUAUUAGGGGCUUGCAACCAAAAUAAAGCACUGCUGACAAUUUAUGUAGUUUUAGUUUUGGUGUUAUCUGUGAUAACAAUAGUCGGAAUUGUCCUGUGGCUUAUUUUGAAGGAUGAAAUUGAGUCAGAUUUCAAAGCUCGAUUAGUUAAAAUCUAAGAACUUUGUGAAUGAUUCAAUAAGUAAUGGAAAUGACAUCUCAAAUGGAUGGAAUAUGAUGUUUGUGUCGUUGGACUGUUGCGCUGUCAACCCCGUGAACACAACCACAAACAAUUUUGACAACACUCCAUGGUGUACCACCAGCGGGGAAUGUCAGCAGACAAAUGCUGAGAUUCCCAAGACUUGUUGUAAAGGAGUAACCAAAACCAACUAUACGUCUGCGCCAUCAACGUGUUUCUUCAAUUUGAAUCCUGGAUCAUAUAUCACAAAGGGAUGUUACCAAGCGAUAAGGGAAUUUUUGAAGGAAAAUAUCACAUCUAAAUCUCCUGUUGUUCUUGCAGUUGGGAUCAUAAUUUUUCUUGUUGAGGUUCUUUCAGUGAUAACUUCUGUUGCAUUAUGCAGACAAUCUUUCAAGGAUUAAGAAGUAUAUGUAUAUACAAUUGGCACUCAAUUGUUAUCCAUAUCUGACAUUUGCAUGCAAAAGAUGGUAAUAGAUUUGCAUAAUAUUCAUUUAAGAGUUUAUUCUCUAUAAGAUCCUUUUUUAGCUUACAUUAAAAUUACUUGGAAUUAAAUUUUGUGGAUUUUUAACCUCUAAAUUUUAUGAUGCUAUUGUUUUAUUAUCGAAAGUGAUCAAAAAAUAA
Molecule: messenger RNA, 914 nt
Organism: Saccostrea cuccullata (small rock oyster)
Lineage: Eukaryota; Metazoa; Mollusca; Bivalvia; Ostreida; Ostreidae
Exons: 6
Coding region: 329-694 (121 amino acids)
Cellular component (GO): membrane
Source: RefSeq, a predicted model, not a curated record